ACGCUUUUCGCUGGCAACAAAUUUUCUUUUCCGAACAAACAAAAAGGUUGAAAACGUUAUAAGAAGCAAAAUUCUAAGCGUCUGAUUUAAUAAAUUGCUGGCCGGCAUUUAUGAGCAGUGCAAUCGAAUUUUAAAACAGCAUUUUCAUAAGUGCAUUAGUGUGCGAAAAGCAUUUUUCCAAAAACUAUGAGACGUCGAAGCGAGCGCAAAAAAUCUUCAUCCCCCGCGCCAUUGCCGGCACGACGCAGCCGAAGAUCGCGCAAAAUAUCGGAAAAUGAGAAAGUCGCGGAAAAUGCAGUGGAAAAUGCAGUGGAUGUAAAAUCACCAGCAAAAGAAACAGUUAUUAUAGAAGAACCCAAUGCUGAUAAAACAGAACGUGAACGCGGCUCCAGUGACGAGCAUGUGGCACCAGCAGCAUCGCCAGUGCGCAAAAGCCGCAGUACACGCACUACACCAAAAAAGCGUAACACCAGCAUAAGCAAUCAACGCGACAAAAGCCACGAUAACAAGGUUGAGACCAUACCCGAAGAAGCGGAAAAUGGUGCCGAGGUACAUGUGGCAAGCGCUAGUGGGGAGACUGAAAAUAAGCCAGAGCCGCUAGAAAAUGAGCAAAAUAGCGUUAAAGUCGUUGAGCCUGCAAUACAGAAGGAAGAGGAAGUAACAGAGGAACCAGAGGCCGUCAAGCCGGAAACUCAGAAGGAAGUAGAGUCGCCCAAGAAUAUCAAGGAACAGGAAGACCCUGAUGCUAAUGGAGACAAACCCAAGGAAGGAAGCAAACGGAGUAAGGAAGAGGUAAAGGUUGCUGGUUCUUUAGGCUUUACAGCUAGUAAGGAUGAGGAACAGUUAAAAACUACAAGCGAUGUAUUAGACAUUCAAACAGAAGACGUUGAAGAGCGGAACACUGGAAGCGUGGAAGAAGCGGCAAAUGAUAAACAGAAAAAGAUAAACAACAACAAUGCCAAGUCACUCAAAACUGACGAGCACAAGGAGAACCAUAAGGAAGAAACAAUUGUAACAGAGUCGGUGGCCAAGGAGCAGCCAGAGAAUAAUGAUAACGACAAAAAUGAAACAAAUUUAAAUCCGCGUUGCGUGCGUAAACGCAAAUGGUUUAGCAAAAAGGUUGCUGAGCGUGCACCACCCGUGCUAGCCAUAUCAACGGAUUCAUUAAAGAAUAUUAUAGCUGAUGUGGUCAAACCGGUGCCGCUCAGUGAUGUGCAGUUGGAGUCAUCCUCUGAGGAGGAGGGCCUGGUUACCAGUGAUCAUGAGUCAGAGGAGCGGUCAUUAACGCCCGAAAUGCGUGUCGGCAAGGAGCAAGAGCAAACUAAUGAGACCGAUGAUGAGGCAACGAAACCUCAAGCGUCCCUAAAGCACACCACGGACAAAGAUGCACCAUUAACAGUGCCGCCGGCGGCUGAAUCUGCGCCCAAAACUUCAUCCGUUGCCCGCUCCCCAAGUCCGGCACGCAAUCACACUAGCCAUGUGCUCUACAUUACCAAUUUGGUGCGUCCGUUUACAGUGCUACAAUUGAAAGGACUGUUGGCACGCACAGGUAAAAUCGUUGACGAUAAUGGCUUCUGGAUUGAUCGCAUAAAGUCCAAGUGCUUCGUGGCCUACGCCACAGAGGAUGAGGCUAUUGAAACACGCCACGCGCUCCAUGGUGUACGCUGGCCAGUAUCCAAUCCCAAGUGUUUGAAUGUUGACUUUGGCAGUCGUACAGAUAUGGAUCGUGCCAUUCAAUCGACACAAAACGAUGCUCCCAAAUAUCCACAUGACAACACCAGAGAUAAUCAACAUGCAGGCAAUACUUGGUCUCGCCUCGAUGCCAGCGAUAUAAAGGCAGCGCGUCCUGUACGCGAAUGGGAUGUGGGCAAAAAAGAGCCCAAUGAUCGUGAAAAGUCUAUCAAUGACAGGCGGCGCAGCAGCAAGGAGCGUGUGGAUGCACGUUUGGGCGAGCGUGGUCGGGGCGGUGAUGAUGCCGACAGAGCUGGACAGGAGCGAAAGCGUUCUAGAGAACGUGAGCGCAGUGGACGCGAUCGUAUUGAUCAACAUGGACGUAGCCGAAGCGGCUCACCAGCUACAAAGUCGAGGAAGAAGGAGAAUGAACCACCAGUUAGACUAUUGGACGAUCUGUUUCGUAAAACAAAAAGUACACCUUGUAUUUACUGGCUGCCUUUAACGCCGGAAGCUAUCGCUGAAAAGGAGGCCUUCCGUCAGAAACGCAUCGAAGAGCACAAACAGCGAAUAAAGGAGCGUGAAGAGCGCAUGAAAGAGCGCGACCGUGAAAAGGAUCGCGAUAGGCAACGAGAUACUCGUCGACGUUCAAAUGAACGGCGACGCUCUCGCAGUCGCGAGCGUGAGCGACGACGUUACUAAGGCAGUAACUAUCUCUGAACAAGCAAAAUAAAUACAAAAUUGUGUCUCCUCGACAACCAAUUUUAAAGAAACAAACACAACAGCAAACAAUUGAAGCAAGCUGGAAUGGUUUCGCAUAGAAACGUCCCCAAGAAACAAAUUUGUUUUCGCCUUAUUUUUUUGUUUUUUUAAGUUUUGAGUUGGAAAAUGUUCAACUUGAAGUUUGAUACUUAAAACCCACUUCAAAUUGAAUAUUUAUGCAGACUCACAAAAACCUAACUAUGAGAUUUCAAUUUAUUUUCUCCCCACAUUUCUUUCUGCGGUUCUAUAAUAUCUGCAAAACAAACAUAACUUGAUAUGAUUUCUUUCCCAAAUGUAGCUUUUUACAGCGCGUUUCCACAACAACAAGAUCAACUACUUCUUGAACAACAUCAACCACAACCACAAUACAGGUGUCUAUCAAUAAUAUAGCGACUGCGACGCACGUGGAUUAAUUCGUGUCCGGAGUGCUAAGUACUCAUGCCGCAAGCGCUGGCAAUUUUUCUAACCAAUCCAUGCAUAACUAUAUAUUCAAACAGAAAUAACUUAAUUAACUGAAUUAUUGUAUUGUAACUAUGAAAUUUUAAAGAACCUAGAAAUAUAAAUCACAAAAUGGCACGUUUGUGACA
Messenger RNA from Drosophila busckii, 3020 nucleotides. RefSeq names its product apoptotic chromatin condensation inducer in the nucleus (gene Acn). Gene Ontology annotation, molecular function: nucleic acid binding. The record is from RefSeq and is a predicted model, not a curated record. The transcript has 5 exons. Bases 187 to 2373 code for a protein of 728 amino acids. NCBI's taxonomy places the organism in Eukaryota, Metazoa, Arthropoda, Insecta, Diptera, Drosophilidae.